AUGCGUGAACUCAAAACACAAUCCAGUAAAUUGAGACUUGGAAUGGAGUUUUUUUCUAACUCUUCCUUGUAUGUAGCGAAAUUCGUUUUACAUUUUUUAAUAUCUGCUGUGGGAUGGUGCAGAAUAGCUGCUUUGAGCUGGUGCAGAGUAGCUACUUUGGGCUGGAGCCGAAUAGCUGCUAUGAGAGGGAGCGGAAUAGCUACUAUGGGCUGGUGGUGCAGAAUAGCUGCUGUGGGCUGCUGGUGCAGAAUAGCUACUAUGGGCUGCUGGUGCAGAAUAGCUGCUGUGGGCUGCUGGUGCAGAAUAGCUGCUGUGGGCUGCUGGUGUCGAGUGCAGAGUAGCCACCCUUAA
Molecule: messenger RNA, 351 nt
Organism: Clunio marinus
Lineage: Eukaryota; Metazoa; Arthropoda; Insecta; Diptera; Chironomidae
Source: the annotation of a GenBank genome assembly